Cyprinodon tularosa is the source of this 2510-nucleotide messenger RNA. RefSeq names its product neuroplastin-like. Gene Ontology annotation, biological process: cell-cell adhesion. The record is from RefSeq and is a predicted model, not a curated record. Lineage: Eukaryota; Metazoa; Chordata; Actinopteri; Cyprinodontiformes; Cyprinodontidae. The transcript has 9 exons. The coding region runs from base 305 to 1498 and encodes 397 amino acids.
CGAGGUCCCGUUGUCUCUGCGCUACUUCGAAGUCUCGCGAGAUUUGGGAUUUGGGAGCUCGCUGAAAAAAAGCCCGGUUGUUCUAGCCUUUGCAACAGCGGCGGAACCGGAGCUGAAUUGGAGCGUCUCAGGUGGACAGGAGGCAGCAGUUUCCGGCUCUUCCAUUUUCUACCCAGCGACACCUCCUCCUCCCUCCUCUCCUCUGUCCGCGUCACUCCGCAGGAGCGUCUGGGAGCCGCGCCGUAUCCGUCCCGCAUCGGGUCACCUUUGCGCUUCCCCAUCGGAAUCUCAACCUCAUCCGAAGAUGAAAGCUGUCCAGCCGGGAGCCGCAGUCCUGUCCCUGUCGGUGGCGAUAUUCGGGACGCUGAUGCUGCAGUCCGUGUCUUCCCAGAACGCGGGCUUUGUGAAGUCCCCUCUGUCUGAGACCAAGCUCACUGGUGACACCUUUGAGCUGUAUUGUGACGUAGUAGGUAACCCCACCCCAGAAAUCCAGUGGUGGUACUCGGAGAUCAACCGAGCGGACUCUUUCAGGCAGCUGUGGGACGGCGCCCGCAAGCGGCGGGUGUCGAUCGGCACGGCGUACGGCGUCAACUCGGUGAGUGUGCUGGGGGUUUCGCAUCUCACGUUGGAUGACGCUGGGACCUAUGAGUGCAGAGCCAGCAACGACCCUCGGCGUAACGACCUCCACCAAAACCCAGCCACCACAUGGAUCCGAGCUCAGGCCACUGUAACUGUGCUGCAGAAGCCAUCGAUUGUGGCCUCUGAGCCGUUCACCAUUACUCGAGAAGAAGAGGAGGUCUUUUUGAAGUGCAACCUGACCAGCGCCUACAGUACCCCCCAGGAGAGCUACUGGAUGAAGAAUGGGGAGGAGAUCGCUGACACGCGCACCUCAAACAAAUACAUUGAAUACAGGCUCAAAAGACCAAGAGGAGAUGACGCCGGCAUCUACAUGUGUGUCUACACCUUUGACAUGGCUCCUUCUGCUAACGCCACCAUUGAAGUAAAAUCUGCUCCCCUGAUUACCGGCCAUAAGCGCAGUGAGAAUAAGAAUGAGGGCGAACGCGCUGUUCUCUACUGCAAGUCUGUGGGAUACCCUCACCCCGUCUGGACCUGGUAUAAGAUCGACGACUCUUUCAUUAAGGAAAUUGACAACUCAUCCGGACGCUUCUUCAUCAGCAGCAAAGACAACUACACCGAGCUGCACAUCGCCACCCUGGACAUUAACCUGGACCCUGGCGAGUACAUGUGCAAUGCCUCCAACAUUAUUGGCAACAACAGUGAGACGUCUGUGCUGAGGGUCCGCAGCCUCUUGGCACCGUUGUGGCCGCUGCUGGGCGUUUUGGCUGAGAUCAUCAUCCUGGUUAUCAUAAUCGUUGUGUACGAGAAGCGCAAGAAGCCAGAAGAUUUACAAGACGAUGACGACCUAGCCGGACCAGUGAAAACUAAUUCAACCAACAACCACAAAGACAAGAACCUUCGUCAGAGGAACACAAACUGAGAAACAUGUCUGAAGAGUCUCAUUAUUCAUGUAUUGACCAUAUGAAGGUAAACGAGAAGGAACUCCAUGUCAGUCGCUCAUAAAAUGUAUCUGCCAUUAGAGAAGCGGUUUUGGGGCGAGUUAAAUGAGGCAUGCCUUAUUAUUUUCCUGUGUGAGGGUGUGUGACAUGAAGGUACUUGAACCAUAACAAAGUUAACAUUUUACCCACUGUUGCUGCAUGCAGUUGUUGUUUGAGUUUUUUUUUCUUCUCGAUCACUAAUAUUAUAUUUUUACAACUUAUAAGGUAAUGCAUGCAAAAUACUGACCUUCUGUUUGACACAGAAAUGGCUUUCUCUCUUAUUUUUAUUUUUUUCCUGAGGUUGUAGAAACUCUGUACUGUGAAAAAAAAAGAAACGCUGCAGUGGAAAAGAAAAGAUCACUAUAACCUGGUAUGACAGAUGUGUAAAGUUUUAUCAUUCUUCUGCAUACCGAUAAUUCAUUUUAUUAUAUCAUAUAUAUAUAUAAAUAAUAUAUGUAUAUCACAUUUAAGGGCUUUGCAGUGUCCCUCUAAAGUUGUUAAAGGUUUACUUUACUUCAUGUAUGUACUGUAUGUAAUAAAUCUCUAUAAUUCUGUAUGAAAUCACAAUAAUUAUAAAGGUUAUUCAUAUCAUAUGAUGCACUUAAAAUGUUAGUAUAUAUGAUGAACUGUACAAAUCUACUUUAGGAAGUCUGUACUAAUCAUUCUAACAUAUUAUUUUCUAUUCAUGUGUAUUGUACAGCAUGGCUAUGAUCCUAUGCAAUUAUUAUCCAUAUCAGUAUAUUGAAAGUCAAAGUCAUUGCAGCUUCUGAUUCUUCUGUGACAAAGCUUUAAACUAGUAGGAUCACCGUAGAGCGUCGACAGCGUACUCACACAGCUGCAUGAGUUCUCAUCCGCUGGCAUGGGAGGGGGUGUGAAAGAGCCCCAUGUCAGAGCCCACACGUCAAAUUCUAGGACUCAUUUUUAACAAUAAAUAUAUUAAGACAAAAAAAAAAA